Molecule: messenger RNA, 5796 nt
Organism: Mya arenaria
Lineage: Eukaryota; Metazoa; Mollusca; Bivalvia; Myida; Myidae
Exons: 3
Coding region: 555-1271 (238 amino acids)
Molecular function (GO): GTPase activity; GTP binding
Source: RefSeq, a predicted model, not a curated record
UGUCUUAGAGUAGCAGGAAAUUAUUAGUUCACUCUGUGGUCUGAAUUGCUCGUCGUGUGUUUCAAUUUAUAUGGAAUUACGUGUGUUUUGCCAAUAACUCGAGUUUUGAAUGGCGUUCGUCGCUUUCCAAGGGCUGUGCAUUUUUUUCAGAAUUGAAUGUUGUUUUCGUGUGAUUCAAAGGGUUUUCUAAAUCUGUAGAAGACAAAAAUGCAUCAUGUGUUUUGAUAAAUCAAUGAAGUCUAAAAACCAAAGCAUUUUAAUGAUUAGCUAAAAGAGAAAAGCAAACCGUAAAAUAAGUUUUAUAUUAUGCGUCUACUGAGAUAUAAUUUCGUGACAUAAUCAGCAUUGGAAUUGAUGUAAUGACGGGCGAAAUAACCGUCGAAUUCAUUGAACAAUUUACAUAUAUAUUGGAAAGCAAAACUAAACAUAGAAUUUAAUGGUCAAAUGAUACACGUGUAUAUUAUAUUAAUUCCGAAUGCUUCCUUCAAACCGAACGCAAAACCAGGAUUAAGCAAAGUGAUUGUUGGUCCCUCCUCACUGUCGUCGUCGGAAUAAUGAACGGCGAACUGUGUUUGGCGACGUCGGGGAUACAGUAUGACACGAUAAAUAACAACUAUAACCGCUUCAACAAGGGUCGAAGACUCACUAUGGCUACAGGGGCCCCUAACUACAAGAUUAUCCUGUGCGGAGAAUAUGGGGUUGGGAAAAGUUCGCUGUUCAGACGCUUCAUGAACGACACAUUUACGGAGGAACGGGGGAAAAAAUCGUCAAUCGGUUUGGAUCAGGCUAUACAGUGCUUCAGUGUUGCAGGAGAGGAUGUCAAGCUGACGUUAUGGGACACAGGAGGAAUGGAGCGAAUGAGUUUCAUUGGACAAAGUUAUUAUCGAGGAGCACACGCUGCGUUGUUGUGUUACAGUAUGACCAACAAGGAGACGUUUUCCAUUCUGUCACAGUAUAUCCUCGACAUUGUUAUGAAUGCUGAAGGUGCUAAAAUAUUCCUUUGCGGAAACUUUGCUGAUUGUGAAAGUGACGAUCGCGUUAAUGAGACGGAUAUUGAGAAUUUUACCCGUGAGUGUGGUAACGUGUUAUCAGGCUCGUAUCAAGUCUCGUGUAAAGAUCGGACUGGUGUGACUGAAAUGUUUAGAGAUAUGGCGCGAGUUUUGCAUCGGGAAAACACCAAGAAGAUGACUAUGAGAAAUGACCUUAUUCGUCCAGGGGAAACGCAGGAAUUGACAGAGGAUCACAAAAGAAAAUGUUGUACGUCCUCCUGAUCUGUUUUAUAUGCCUUAUGACAUUGAAUGCAAUCUUUUCAUAUCAUAUAUUUAAAGCACUAUUAUAAGCUUGUUUGUGUUUUGAAGAAAACAAAUGUUGAUGUAUUGGCAUUAUAUAAGCCUUUGCAUGUUGCCAGGGCCUAUUCACACGUGUAUAGUAAGGGUCUGCUUUGGCAUAAAUAUUUAGAGUUAUGCCCCUUGUUUGACUGCGAAACAGGAACAGACAGUGGAUGCAUGGUGUUCGCUCUGUGGCACACUUGUUCAGUGUGUGUAUACCAUAUGAUAAAUUACUAUUCAUUGACAAUUUUAAAUGAUACAUAGCCAGUCUAAGCCUCAUAAAAAGCCUCGUCUUUUAUUAGAGUUCAAUUUAGAGUUUAGUUUCCUAAACACUUUGACAAACCUUUUCACAAAACCGCCGCCUGAUGGAACACUGUCAAAACAUUCUUUUGGAAACAGGUUUGUCAAAGUGUUUGAGAAAACUAAUCACCUAAGCAAUCACUGGAAAUGAAAGAAAGGCAGGGCUCUUAAAGCAGCAUAGACUGCCCUUUGUUUCAUUUUAAAUGGUGAAGAAAAAGAAAUGUUAUCUUUGUAAAAUCAUCACUCGUAGCAAAAUGGUGCCUUCCGACAUAGCAUUUAUGACGUACCAAGGAAUUAUUCAUGUGAUAUACACACACUGUUGUUGAUAUUUAUUUUUGAUAUUACAAUUUUGAAUCUCUGCAAAAGAAUGAUUUAUAUGAAAUGUCAAUAUUCGUAAUAAAUUUGAAUUUUGAUUUAUUUCUUAGUUUAAGUGAAACUUCCUUGUCUGCAUCCAGUACAGAAAAUAUUUUUGUUUCUAUUUGUAAUAGCUAUAUUGCAUGUAAAUCUAUACAAAAGUGCUUCGUUUGUACCAUUUUAAUCACACUGUUUAUAUAUUCAGGGUUUUUUCACAUAUAUUCAGGAAAUUAUUUAAAAAGAUCUCUCAAAUAUGUAAGAUUUGUAUUGCAGAUGAAUCAUUUUGCUAAAUUUUGGAACAAAACAUAAAGCCUACUCCUAUAUUUGAACAUGUAGUACAUCUGUUAUGUGAAAUUCAUUUAAAUACCCUUCAUUGUUUUGUUUUUGUGUUUGUUUGUUUUUGAGAAGUAAACGAUUUUCGAACAAUAAGAAUUGCACUUGUUACAUCUAGUGAUCUAAUUUUAUUAAGUUUUUGACAGAUGAUUUUUUUUCAACUGAAACAUUAUUGUAGCUUUGUUAGACUUUUAAGUAAAAUUAAAAUAGCAUAUUGUUUAGGCCAAGUAAAAUAUCGCAAUGUUAAGGCCAAGUAAAAUAACACAAUGUUUAUUGGGCCAAGUAAAAUAUCACAAUGUUUAGGCCUAGUGAAGCAAUGUUGAGGCCAAGUAAAAUAACACAAAGUUUAUUAGGCCAAGUAAAAUAACACAAUGUUUAUUAGGCCAAGUAAAAUAUCACAAUGUUGAGGCCAAGUAAAAUAACACAAUGUUUAUUGGGCCAAGUUAAAUAUCACAAUGUUUAGGCCUAGUGAAGCAAUGUUGAGGCCAAGUAAAAUAACACAAUGUUUAUUAGGCCAAGUAAAAUAUCACAAUGUUGAGGCCAAGUAAAGUAACACAAUGUUUAUUAGGCCAAGUUAAAUAUCACAAUGCCUAGUGAAACAAUGUUGAGGCCAAGUAAAAUAAAACAAUGUUGAGGCCAAGUAAAAUAACACAAUGUUUAAUUAUGGUCUGAGUAUCAUUAUGUAUUAUAACACUUCUUUUAUUUCUUUCAGAAAGAUCAACAUUUGAUAUGGAAGCCGAGACCUGGAAAGACAUAACAUUGCCAUUUUGUAAAAUAAAAAAUAAAAAAAUAUAUACUCCUGCAAUCUAUACAUAAUAGCAUAACUGCAUGGCAUAAUUUUUUAUAAAAUUAUUACUAUUUUACAAUAUAUUAUCAGUUUUCUCGACUUGCAGUGUGUCCUUUGCAGCUUUAAAAUAUAACCUACAUUUUCAGCCAAUGAAAAUUGGAGAUAUGCAAUCAUUAAGUACUAGGCUUAGUCAUUGAGAAUUUCAACUUUUAAAAAGUCCACCUACUGCCACUCAUUGAUACACACACCCUGUGUCAGAUUUUGCGCUGACACUGCGUCAGGCAAUGAGGUUGUAUUCGAAGUCAAAUAGACGCCCUGAAGUAAAAAAUAUAUGAUUAAGUAGGGCUCAUUCACUAUGCUCACUCCACCCAUUCUUAAUAAUUAAGAUUUAACUUCAUAUCAUCAAACUAUUACGAAACGUGGUAAUAUUAAAACCUUUUUCAAAUUUGGUAUAAAGAAUAUUACACUCUGAAUAUAUUUCAUAAACUAAAUAAUUCAUAAUGGCAUGUUUGUCUUUUCCAGAGCUUGAUUGCUUAUGAAAUGUAACACAACUUUGAUUGUAUUAGGCCAAUAUAAGUUUAUUGCUAGAUUUUCAUCCAAAUUAUUUUCAGAUGGGGGUGGGGUUGAUAUUUUAUUUUUUAUUUUUCUUAGAUGACUGUUUCACCAUUGAAUAUGUGUUCAUGCUGUUUCUUAUUGCAUAAGGGACCAUAUACAUGUAUUUCUAGAUGAACCACGAAAACCAUUGUUACAAUUUUCCUUUUUUUUACAAGUGAAUGUUAUACAUUGACACCGUAAUAAAGUACGUAAUAGUAAUAGUAAUAAUAGUAAUAGUAAUAAUAGUAAUAGUAAUAAUAGUAAUAGUAAUAAUAGUAAUAGUAAUAAUAGUAAUAGUAAUAAACACGGUUCCCAUACAGUACUGGACCGAUGCGAAAAAACAGACCCUAGUUCAAUGUUUCUAUUUGAGUCAAUAAAAUGUAAGGGGUGGCAGAAAAAUAAGGGGGCGGGCAGGGAUGAACAUAUUGCAACAAAUUUAUAGUGGCCUUCCUGAGAUGACAAUAAUACUGAAGUAUAUUUUAGAAUUUUAAAUUAUAUUGACUUGCUUCAUCUAUGUAUGGCCAUUUGUCUUUCUCCAAGAUUAGUAUUGUAAACAAAAUGUACCUAUUUUCUGUUCUUCGAAUAUAACAAAAAGACUGAUUUGUUUGUAACAUUGAAUGUACAUUUAAUGAAUUUUAAUUUUCGUUCUGUGAAAGUGCAGUUGAAAUGACGAUUCAUUUUAAUACUGUUUUUAAAAGACUAAAAAUGAAAGUUAAGAACAGUUUAAAAGUUGUGUAUAUUUUAAAUAAAUGAAGUUUUAAAAUGAGAUUUUACAUAAGAUAUGCUUUGUUCAUUUAUGUGAGUUUUGGUUGGUGGUGACCUCAUACCAUUUUUGUGUGUACUGUUUAGACUAAGAACAUUUGAUAAUUCGAAAAAAAAAUCACCUUAAAAUAAUGCAAAAUGGGUUAUUUCUACUAUUCGAAUUCAGUUGAAAUAAAGAACGAAAAACAAACUUCAAUUACUUUAUCUAUAAUGAUUCUUAUGUCAUUAUUUUUCCAAAUUAUUUAUCAGUAAAUAAAACCUUUCAAAUGAAAGCUAUGAGGGGUCACCUGGCAUCAAAAUUUAACAUUAAAGCUGCACUUUGGCAGAUUGAUCGUUUUGACAACUUUUCAAGUUUUUGUCUUGGAAUGAGCCAAAUUUUGUGAAAUGUCUGAAAAAUGAUGAUAUUAGACUGAUGAUCAAAGAUGAGAUCGCAGUUAUUAAUAUUUACGCUCGAAAAUUAAUGUUUUACGGCUUAAAGCGAUACUAAGGCUUUAAGAAAAAUGAAAAUUUCGGCAGUUUACCAAACAAUUGAGAUCUGUUCUAUUAUGAGUUAUUUUAUAUGACUGAUUUGAAAACACUGAUGCCAAAAUCAGCUGGUUCCGAGGCAAAAUAUGAAAAAGUUGUCAAUUCGGUAAAUCUGUUAGAGUGCAGCUUUAAAUGACAAGCUUAUUUUUACAUCAGAUACCUUAAAAUCAGCCAGAUGGGUGAGAAUCUUUAGAGAAUAUCAUACAAUUAUUUACUUACUUUCUGGGAAAUAUGCUGUCAUAUUGACCAAAAAAUCAUUUUGACCCAGCCUGAGGUCAAUAAUAAUUUUGUGAUCAAUAUGAACUGUAUAUUUCCCAGCUUAUAUUAAGUAAAUAACUGUUCUAUUACAUGAUACUGCAUGAUAUAUAAUGACGUCAUAUGAUAAACUGUUUUCGGUCUAUAAAUAGACAGGUCAAUAUGGCGUUUUAUUCUGUCUUUGAAACUUGCUCUUUGUCCAAUCAUGGAUGGUUCAUUUUUUAGAUGAUGUAAUUUUUUAAUCAUUAACUUUUUUUUUAACUUAUUUGCUUUUAAAAAUUAUUUUUAAUAACAAUAUAAUGCAAAAUUAAUACAACUACCAUGAUGUAUGUAUUUUUCUUAUACUAUCAGUAUUUAACAGGUCUCAAUCAUAAAUCUACCAUAUCGCAAACAAAAAUGACCAGUUCAUAUAUUUAUUGUCUUGUUUUUUAUGUGAUUAUAUGUCUCAUAGCAUUUUAAACAUUAAUAAUUCAUAUAUAAUAUAUGCAUUUAACUUCUCAUUCCAUCAUAUAGUGUUUUUUUAAUACAUGUGAUUGAAAAUAAAAUGUUUGCCUUAUA